Paramuricea clavata is the source of this 558-nucleotide messenger RNA. Lineage: Eukaryota; Metazoa; Cnidaria; Anthozoa; Malacalcyonacea; Plexauridae. The record is from the annotation of a GenBank genome assembly.
AUGGAACAUAUGAAGCCUAUGGGUCGUGUGGCGGAAAACUGGAUGAAAUGGAGACAACGCUGGAAUCUUUACGCGAAAGCCAGUGGAGCCGACGAAAAAGACGAAGAGAUUCAGUGUGCAAUUUUCCUUCACACAAUCGGAGAAGAAGCAUUGGAAAUCUACGAUACUUUCACCUUCACUGAAACUGAACAAGAUAAGAUCGAGCCGCUCAUUCAGAAAUUUGAGAGCUACUGUACACCAAGGAAAAACACGACAUACGAGCGAUAUAUACUUAAUACGUGUGUACAAAACGGAAGAAAACUCGAUGCAUUUAUACUUAACCUUCGCAACAAAGCAAAGACCUGUGAAUCUGAAUCACUAACGGACAGCUUAAUUAAAGAUAGGAUCGUUUCCGGAAUCGACAGCAACAACAUCAGAGAGCGUUUGCUCCGAGACAACGACCUCACGUUGGAAAAGGCGAUUAUCAUCGUUAGAGCCGCAGAAACAAGCAAGACCCAAGUACAAAAGUUAAAUAAUCCUUCGCUCGAAGUCGAAUCAAUUCACAAGAAUUUUGAAUGA